CCCAGGUGGCUCUAAUGCUGUUGCUCUUGUUGCUCUUGUGAGGGAAACUUCACCUGCUACUGCCUAAAUUGUGUGGACGAAGGUUGUUUUGGAUAACUGUGUCAGCAAUGUAAGCCUGUGGUGGUGGCAGUUGUAAACAGCUAUGUAUUUUUAGUAGCUACAAGCAUUGCAUGAUGAGCAGUGACGCAUCAUCACCAUGCAUAAUGGCAGAAUUAGACCUGUGCUCUGCCAGUGCAUGUCCAGUACACUCAGCCAACUCGACCCUUUAAUUUCAACCCUAUCUAAGUAAGUAAUUUUAAGAUUUUCAUAUUUAAUAUUCACAUUAAAAUACGUUUGACUGUGUAGCCUACUCCUAUCGAUAUAUUUUGAAUGACUUUCUGUAUGCCUACUGGACUUAAUCCAAGGAAUGGAUUAUUUCGUCACUUGGCAAACUAACAGGCUGACGGCAAAAAAUAACUCAAGGACUUUGGAAGCGAACUUCGUCCCUGCCCAAACUUGCAGCAAACCAAACAUUCUUAAAACCAAGCAUUCAGCUGUUCUACCGGGGUGUUCAGUUGUUUGAUGACUUUUGUAGGUGCUUCACUCUUUCGUAGGCUAUACUCUUUUAAAUUGAUAUUAAACGUUAGCAUAGGUUUACUAGAGGAGUUUCAUGGUUGAAACAGGCAGCACUUCUCUCCGGCAACGCAUUUGCCAUAUUGGACACAGACAAUUUUAUCAUUGCACACUCUCUCUCAAGAGGGAGAAAAAACACUAUUAUAGUGCAUCGACUUCAGAACUCAUCACUUCAGGCAGUUUCAUUUUCGCCUUCAUGGAUGGUGAGCGCAAAUCUGACAUGAAGGAUAUUUCUGCUGGCUAUAUGUCAAAAUGUAUGGAUCCGUGAGCAAAAUGUUAAUCAAAUGUUUUAUUUAUGAAAUAACGACAUAUUCAUUUUCAAAAACGAACAUGUGGGGCUACAAACGUCUGACAAUUAGCAGUUCAAUUACGCAAUUGGCCAAUACUGCUAUUUUUUAGGCUCAGUCUAAUUAAUGGACAAAUGGUUUUGUUAAAACUGGAAUAGGCCUAUGACUUUACAUUCUUAUUAAUGUAGCCUACUUGAUAAAUAAACAUUUUUUCAACUCUGACGGUCUAUCAGCGUAAACGCGUUUUUUUUUUGGACUAUGGAGAUUCCAGUUGGAUUAGGGAGGAGUUUGUGACUCCCCAAACAUAGUUUUUCGCGGACCUUUCCAAAACGUUUCCCACAACGUGCAAGCUACACUGCAUAGUAACACUACCGUCACCGAAAGCUUGGAGUUUUCUAGUUCGUACAGUUUCAUGCAGAAUAAACACCCCUGGGAGAUGCGCCAAAUUAACCGGCAAUCACCCCAAAAAGAAAUAUCGUCAGGGACGGCUCGCAAUUCUGACAUUGAAGUGAGGGAAGAUGACAGCAUUAGUUUUUCCAGAACACUCGAAUCGGAUGCAAAUCGUAUCCAUUUUGCCAAAAGCUCAACAGGAAACAAAACCAGGUUUUCCUCUGUGAACGUAUCAGAUAAUCCAAACGCGAAUGGAUACGGAUCCUGUCGCUCUGGACCGCAAGCCUGCAACACUGAACCAAAGUGCUGUCAACCAGCUGUGCCCCAUCACGGAGAGCAGUUAAGUCCUAACAGUGACGCCCGUGUGGCGAACAUUUGUUCCAAUUCAGCCUGCACCACAAUCUCAGAAACGGCGAGGGAGCUCUGCAACGCUGUCUCUGUGUCGCUGGGAUUGACCAUGGACUCGAAUGAGAUGAGUGACCUGGGAUCUAAUUACGCACCAUCCAGCGCAAAUGACCAAAAUCAAGGCAACUAUUUGUUUCAGGUGCCUCUAUUGAAUUGUUCUGGAGCUGAAGAAAAUAUCUCCAUAACAGAAUACAAAUACGCUAGUGAGCGCAAUGCCAGGCCACUACAAAGUGAUAAACAACGAGUUGACAUGUUUAAAAGUUCCCCAGCAAACGACCUUACAGAAGAAGUGGCAACCAUGGAGCACCUUAGCUCCAGACAUCCAUCCACAUAUGAACAGGAAUUUAGACUGAAUGAAAAGAGUGAUGACCCGACUUCAAAAGAAACAGAUAAUUAUCUGAAUACAAGAGCGCGCUCUGCAUCUUGUCAUUUUGACCAACUGUUGCCAGCACACUUGGCACACUUCAGUCAAACCGACCCAGACAGAAUCUCGUCUCGUGUGAUCCCAGCACAUGUCGGUGAAACUGGAGAGACUAUGGAGGACAAAUAUGCUGACUAUUUACAACAACAGUACAGUGUCAAGAUAAAAUAUGAGGCCAUUAGUAAUGAACCUGACGGAACGUCAUGGGGCUAUCAGUACAACAGGUAUAAUGACAAUGACAACACACAAUAUGGACCAAGGCAGGGUAUGAAUCCAUACAGUGCGGGACCAGACACUGCGUUCAUUUGUAACCCUUAUGAAUAUGAGAGGGGUGGUGGUCUCGUGCGCAGAGAGCGGCCAACUCCUGAGCAGUGGUACCCGGGCGGGAUGCUAGGGAGGAUGCCCUAUCCCAACUCCCCGUACUUAAAGAAUGAGGUCGGUGACUGGCUGGAUGUCUCUUACACAGAUGCCAGCCUAACUAGCUCCACCUGCCCUGCUCUGCUCUUG
Coregonus clupeaformis (lake whitefish) is the source of this 2622-nucleotide messenger RNA. RefSeq lists its product as uncharacterized. The record is from RefSeq and is a predicted model, not a curated record. The transcript has 2 exons. The annotation marks the transcript as partial. Lineage: Eukaryota; Metazoa; Chordata; Actinopteri; Salmoniformes; Salmonidae.